Molecule: messenger RNA, 1718 nt
Organism: Wasmannia auropunctata (little fire ant)
Lineage: Eukaryota; Metazoa; Arthropoda; Insecta; Hymenoptera; Formicidae
Exons: 8
Coding region: 60-1607 (515 amino acids)
Biological process (GO): detection of chemical stimulus involved in sensory perception of smell; sensory perception of smell
Cellular component (GO): plasma membrane
Molecular function (GO): odorant binding; olfactory receptor activity
Source: RefSeq, a predicted model, not a curated record
UACGCGCAUCCAAACAGUCGAUUUACAGUCAGUAGCAUUCGCGCGUUCCUCGAGCAAUCAUGAGUAACGGUGAUCUCGUCAAGUCGUACGAGGACGCGAGUGACUACAGUAUUCAAUUGAAUCGUUGGCUUCUGAAACUGGUAGGCGCGUGGCCAAAUUCAACCACCACGACAGUCAAGGAGAAAGUGACUUCGAUAAUACUGAUAAUUAUCGGCUACUCCCUGAUAGGUUUCACAGUCAUACCAUGUAUCCUAAACAUUCUGUUCGAAGAGACCGAAAUGGAGAAAAAGUUAAAAGCCGUGGGCCCGUUAAGUCACUGGUGCAUGGGCGGCGUGAAUUAUUUCUCUCUGCUGUUUCGCAGCCGUCAAAUACAUCGUUGCCUGCAGCACAUGCGGGCCGAUUGGCGGACGGUGACGGAGAUCCAGGACCGGCAGGUGAUGCUGCGAUACGCCAAAGCCGGCCGCUUCGUCGCCGGGCUGUGUGCGAUCUUGAUGCACGGCGGCGUGUUCUCCCACAGCCUGAUACAGGGCACCGCGCCGGCAUACGUGAUUAUCGACAACGUGAGCGUGUCGGUGCACAUAUUACCAUGUCCGUCGUUCAAAAAGUUCAUGGACACCACGCAAAGCCCGACCGGCGAGAUCGCGUUGACGGUGCAACUCAUCUCGACCUUUGUCGUCAAUUCCGUCACGGCCGGCGCCUGUAGUCUCGCGGCGGUGUUCGCGAUGCACGCGUGCGGCCAGUUGAACGUACUGACGCGGUGGCUAGACCAGCUGGACGAUCAAAAGCAGCAAGACACGGUGCAACGUCAAUUGGCGAUCAUCGUCGAGCACCAUCUAAGAGUGUUAAGCUUCGUGGCGCAGAUGGAAGCACUUUUAAAUCAGAUAUGUUUUGUGGAAUUACUAGGAUGUACGUUUAACUUAUGUAUGCUCGGAUAUUAUAUUCUUACGGGAUGGAACGCAAUGGAGAAAAGAACGUCAAUAUGUUAUAUGAUCAUAUAUGUAUCCAUGGCUUUCAACAUUUUUAUAUUCUGUUACAUUGGCGAGACAGUCACAGAGCAGUGUAAACAAGUAGGUGAAACGGCCUACAAGACUAACUGGUAUCGUUUGCGACAUAAAACGGCUCGUGGACUGAUUUUAAUUAUCUCCCGGUCGAGUACCGUGAUCAAAUUAACUGCAGGGAAAUUAGUUCAUCUUUCUAUUGCAACUUUCGGUGACGUGAUAAGAACCUCCAUGAUAUAUCUAAACAUGCUCCGGACCAUGACAAAAUUUUUGACUUUCCAGAAUUGGAGUGACUUUGAUGCAGCAAAAAUAACAUCGUAUAUUAUCGUAUACUUAUCUAUGGCUUUCAAUAUUUUUAUAUUUUGUUACACCGGUGAGAUUCUCACGGAACAGUGUAAACAAGUAGGUGAAACGGCUUACAAGACUAACUGGUAUCGUUUGCCACAUAAAACGGCUCGUGGUCUGAUUUUAAUUAUCUCCCGGUCGAGUACCGUGAUUAAAUUAACUGCAGGGAAAUUAAUUCAUCUUUCUAUUGCAACUUUUGGUGAUGUGAUGAGAACCUCCAUGAUAUAUCUAAACAUGCUCCGGACCAUGACAGUUAAUGCUUAGAGAAUAAUAGUUACACAAUUUUGUACAAAGAGCUAGCAAAUUUUCUAGUUAUCACCAUAACUUCGUAUUAUAAUCGAAUAAUUGUACAAAUUAUUAAUAAAAUACGAAAUA